This is a messenger RNA of Brachypodium distachyon (stiff brome), 1741 nucleotides long. Its product is annotated as arogenate dehydrogenase 2, chloroplastic. The transcript has 7 exons. Gene Ontology annotation, molecular function: NAD+ binding; prephenate dehydrogenase (NADP+) activity; arogenate dehydrogenase (NADP+) activity. Bases 284 to 1369 code for a protein of 361 amino acids. NCBI's taxonomy places the organism in Eukaryota, Viridiplantae, Streptophyta, Magnoliopsida, Poales, Poaceae. The record is from RefSeq and is a predicted model, not a curated record. Gene Ontology annotation, biological process: L-tyrosine biosynthetic process.
UAUAAUUUAUAUCGGGACAAAAAUUGAACCACCAUGUCUCACAAACCUUGAUCCGCCGUGGCCACCGCUUCCGGUGCGACAACCUCGCGGUUAUGGCCGCAUUGCGACGAAACAAAUCGCAUUUGAAAAGCACCAACUACCCUCCCUCACCCACCACACUCAAUUCCGCAUCGACUCACCCGUCUCGAAACAUUACUCGUCACGUCGACUCAGCUCAAGAAAGAACGGGAAGAAAUAAAGUACACGCCACAUAAACUUGCUGAAACAGCCGAUCGGUCGAUCGAUGGCUUCCUCCCUUGUCCACCUAAGCUCCCCCGCCGGUGGCCGCACCGCCGCCGCGCCGCCCAGCUUGCUAAGCCGCUUCAGCCCCAACUUCUGCGCCUUCGCUACACUCCGCCCAGGCCCGACCAGACCGACCGCCGCCACCCCCAAGCACGCGAGAGCCAGGACCUGCGCCGAGCAGGAGCAAAAGCAGGAGGUCGCUGCCCCGUGCCGUGACGCCUACGAGAAGCCGGCCGUAUGGAAUACGACCGCGGCAGACUCCGCGGAGGCGGCGCCGCCGCUACGCGUGGGGAUCAUCGGCUUCGGCAACUUCGGGCAGUUCAUCGCCAGGGGCAUCCAGCGCCAGGGCCAUGCCGUGCUGGCCACUUCCAGAUCUGACUACUCCGCCUACUGCUCCGCCCAAGGGAUUCGCUACUUCAGGAGCUUGGAGGCGCUGUGCGAGGAGCAGCCCAACGUGCUGCUGGUGUGCAGCUCAAUCCUCUCGACGGAGGCCGUCGUCCGGGCAAUCCCCUUCCACAAGCUCCGCUCUGACACCAUCGUAGCUGACGUGCUCUCCGUCAAGCAGUUUCCCCGUAACCUCCUCCUCGAGAUCCUGCCGCCGGAGUUUGGGAUCGUCUGCACACACCCCAUGUUUGGGCCGGAGAGUGGUAAGCAUGGCUGGAGCACACUGCCCUUCGUCUAUGACAAGGUUCGCCUUGCGGACAAAGGAGAUCAGAAAGCCAAUUGCGGCCAGUUCUUGAGCAUCUUUGAGGGAGAGGGAUGUCGGAUGGUGGAGAUGUCAUGCGCAGAACAUGAUCGCCACGCUGCGGCAAGUCAAUUCAUCACACACACUAUUGGGAGGGUUCUGGCGCAACUAAAUCUCAAGUCCACGCCAAUCAACACCAAAGGUUUUGAGGCCCUCCUGAAACUUACAGAAAACACCGUGAGCGAUAGUUUCGAUCUAUACUACGGGCUCUUCAUGUACAAUGUGAAUGCCACAGAGCAGAUUGAGAAACUGGAAAGGGCAUUUGAGAAGGUGAAGCAGAUGCUGUAUGGUAGACUCCAUGACAUACUAAGAAAGCAGAUCGUAGAGAGGGUCCCCAUUUAAGGGCCCCCUACAUUGAGAUCAACAGAAGAACAAUUCUGCUGUGUCCCCUCUCCUCUUUCCUGCAGUCCUGCGAGCAGCGGGGGAAUAGCACCUAUGCUGGGUUGAUGCUGUGCUCUCUCCUUAUCUUACAACACUUUGCCCAGUGUCUUUCAGCCCUGCAACAUGUUAAAUCUGUAUAUCUUUCUCGCUGCUAUAAUGCUGUAUGAGCUGUCUGUAUCAAUGUAUGCAAUACAUCCAGUUUUUAGUGUUUAUGUCGAGCUAACAAAGCAUGUAAGGAGCAAGAUCAUAUACCUGCCAUUUCACUGGUCUCUGAUAGUUAUUUUCAUUUAUACCUUUCUCAGGUGACCUGCCAAUGUCAUCCUGUAUUCUGCA